Messenger RNA from Manduca sexta (tobacco hornworm), 2131 nucleotides. Its product is annotated as peroxidase. Lineage: Eukaryota; Metazoa; Arthropoda; Insecta; Lepidoptera; Sphingidae. The record is from RefSeq and is a predicted model, not a curated record. Gene Ontology annotation, biological process: response to oxidative stress. The coding region runs from base 43 to 1938 and encodes 631 amino acids. Gene Ontology annotation, molecular function: heme binding; peroxidase activity. The transcript is spliced from 12 exons.
AAAUUCUGCUGCAUCGAAGCCGGGAAGUUGGGCUUUGCUAAAAUGUUGGUGCAGAUUUUGAUGACAUUUUUGCUGUCGAAGGGCAGUGUGGGAAUAGUCUACGAUUCCUAUACUGCGGAACCGGCUAGCGAGGAACUUGUGGAGCAUUAUAGAAGCCAGAAUCUCCUCCAAAACUGUACUAUCAACCUUGAAUUACCCUGUAAUGAAGAGGAAGGGAGGCGUUUGGACGGAUCCUGCAGUGACGUCGAUGACCCAGUCACUGGGACCUUCCACACUCCCCUGAAUCGUUUACUACCACCUGUUUAUAGUUAUGAGGAUGAACCGAGGAACUCCGUGUCAGGAGAUCCCCUGCCUCUUGAGAGACGCGUGCGCAAACGCGUCCUGCUGGAAGGAAAAGCAUCAGAUUCUGAGUUCACGCAACUCCUCCACUACGUGUCUGCUAUUACCUUCGCUGACACAGGAUCAGUCCACGACACAAUUAACUAUUUGAUGCAAACCCAGUACUGUUGCGAGGAGGAAGGCAAGAAAGACCAUAUGUGCACGCCCAUUGUAGUUCCUAUAGACGAUGACACUCACAGAUUCUCUGGCAUAAAAUGCCUUAACCUGACCAGGCCUAGAACAUUCCAGAACAUGGGAUGCGCUGCAGCGAGUACCGGACACGAUAGAUUCACAGUAAACACGCCUCUUUACGAGAACUCUUUCAUCUAUAGAAGUGUAGAGCCCAUGCCUGAAUACAGAGCAUAUAAGGACGGUAUGCUUAUCUACGAAGAGGAAGAUGGCUCUAUGUGGCCCACAUCCCAAGGGCCAAACAACGUUACGUCAUGUUACGCAAACGUGGCAGCAAAUGGAGAGAAAAGAUGUUUCGGACCUGUCCAAGGAUCAAUUCUCCCAGUGAGCAUGUCCAACGUGUGGUUCUACCGAUUACACAACAUCGUGGCUGCCGAACUAGCCGAGAUCAACCCUCACUGGAGCGACGACAAGAUUUUCUACGUCGCUAGAGACAUCUGCAUCGCCAUCAACAACCAAAUGCAGUACUAUGAACUGAUGCCUAUUUUGCUUGGGAAAGAUUUGAUAACGAGACAUGCACUUAAUUCAAUAUCGAAGGGCUUCAGAGAUCCUUACAACAAGAAAGUUAAGCCUCGAGCCUCUUUUGAGUUCAUGUACGCCAUGAGAUGGUUCCACAUUGUACAGGAAGGUAUUGUAAAACUUUUCGACGAACAUAAUCACUACUUGAAAGAAGACCGUGCAGUGAACCUCACUCUAAGGGUUGGAUACUUUUCGAUUGACGAUAACUUCGCUAAGCUAACGAGAGGAUCAUUCCUUCAAGCUGCUGGAGGUCGCGACCGUGCUGUAGAUCCUGACAUAUCUGAACUUGGUCUGGGAGGUAUGCAGCACUCAACUGAUCUUACAACAGCUGACUUGCGCAAAGGAAGAUUGUUUGGCGUACAACCGUACGUCGAUUACUUGGAAUUCUGCGGCUCCAGAAAGCCAAAAACUUGGAAGGAUUUAGCUAAACACGUCGGCUGGGAGAUUGUUGAACAAAUCCGAGAAUUGUACGACGAUGUAAAUGACGUGGACCUUCUAGUUGGUUUGUGGGGAGAAGGAAGACCGAAAGACGGCUACGUGCCACCAACUCUUGGCUGCAUCCUGGCUAAUCAGAUGGAAACUGCGAUGGUAGCCGACAAACAUUGGUACGAACGACCUAACAGGCCUUACGCUUUCACUAGGGCUCAACUGAAAGAAAUCAGAAAAGCAAGUUUCGCAGCGUUCCUCUGCACAGUAGAACCUAAACUGAAAACUAUUACGCCUCAACCUCUGAGGAGAGUCAGCGCUAUGAACCCUCUAGUCAACUGUGAAGAUAUUGAAAAAUGGGACCUCAACGCAUGGAGAGACGAUAAUGUUGGUUACAGAAGAAAUCAUAGACAAUUUUCGCAUUGAGUAAUAUGAGCUUCAGAUUUUUCCCCGAAGAGCUAGGCAGAGCAGCAUGAACGCUCACGUAUCAAUAAAUAAUAGCAUUUUAUUUCAACCAUGUUAACUCCAUACUUGCUUAAUUAUAUAAACAUAGAUACCAAAUACAAAUAAGAUAAUCGAUCAUUGCCUUCUUUAAUAAAAACUUUCACACAUAAUAAAA